UGUCUCCUCGCGACAUUACGUAAAAACGUCACAAAGACUAACUGGAUUUCAAUGAAAACAUAGGCUUCUGUAUACCUGUAGAACCCGGCAUUUAUUUGUAUAGAAACAUAACUAAAGUGACAAAUAUGACGGAAAUAUUCUCAACUUUAUUUGGGCAAAAUGAAACUCAGGGACCACCCGGUUCGUCGUCCAUGGGAUUCGGACCAGGGAAACCUCCGCCGCCUCUCCCGCAGAGUCAAGUCUCUGUGGCGGGGCAGAUGCCACCGCAGCUCGGGGAUGAGGGGCCUCCCCUGCGGAAGUCCGGAGCCAUGAAUGAACCUUUUUACUUACUACGAGAACUACCUGUGGGAAACGAAUUAACGGGCAACACCAACCUCAUCACACACUACAACCUGGAGCAUGCCUACAACAAGUUCUGUGGGAAGAAGGUGAAGGAGAAGCUCAGCAACUUUCUACCAGAGUUACCAGGUAUGAUUGAUUGUCCCGGCAAUCAAGAUGGAAGCUCGCUACGGUCGCUGAUUGAUAAGCCGCCAGUAUCCGGAAACUCCUUCAGUCCGCUAACAGGCGCUCUGCUAACAGGCUUCAGACUACACACCGGGCCGCUACCAGAACAGUACAGACUCAUGCACAUACAGCCUCCAAAGAAGAAGAGCAAACACAAGCACAAGCACCAUCGCCCGCAGGACCCAUUACCACAAGAGACGCCAUCAGACACUGACCCCAAGAAGAAGAAGAAAAAGAGGGAUGACGAUCCCGACCGCAAGAAGAAGAAAAAAGACAAGAAAAAGAAGAAGAACCGCCACAGCCCCGAUCACACUGGCCUCGCCGGCUCACAGCCCAACAGCAACAGCCUCAGAUAGGCCCCAGCACCGCGUGUUUUGCACGAGCGACUUCUUUUUUUUUUUUUUGUUUUGGUUUUGUAAGCGAGUGUGUGUACAGAGAACUGUUAUUAUUCCAAGUACAGUACCAGGCAGUUGGGCUCAUUGAAAGGGAAGGGGUGUCUAAACCUUGAACUGGUACUGAUGUACUACUAUACUGCUGCGUGAUGCGUUCAAAGGCAGAGGGACGAACGUUGCAGUGGAUACUUUGGAUGUCAAUGUUAUAAGAACAUUUCAACUUAUUACCAAAAUGAAAUAAACUUCCAUUACAGUCUUUACUUUUUCUCCUUUCGGCGCGUUCGCUAGCUUAGAUUUAGAACACACCAAGCCAUUCACCGUCAAAGUCCAUUUGUAUUGGUUGAAUGAGUCUUCAACCAAUAGCAAAGAUGCCUUCAGUGACAUCGGGUCGUUAGACUUUAUUGUGUCCGACCCACUGAGGAGAAAUCCAUAAUUAUGGUCCAAACAAACAUCAGGUAUGCACAUAUUGAGAGGCAGAUGACAACAUAAACAUAAAAAACUUUACUCCAAAUUCAACCAAGGGUGUCCAAACUGCGGCCCCUGGCCCUUUUUUGAUCGGCCCUACAAUUAAACAAGAAAACUCAUUUUAAAAAAAAGCAAAAUGAAGAAAAAAGAGCAGUCAUUUUACAAAAUAUUAGAAUCAAGUGAUAAUUUCACCUUGUUUCCCUUGCUGGGAAAUGUUGGUACACCCCCUGUAUGAAUCCUUCUGGGUGGUCAUAAUACAGUCGUAAUACAGUCUUUCUCAAAUAGGGGGUGGGGGGAGUCAUUGUAAUGCAGACCUACCAACAUGUACUCAUCUAUAGUACUCAACAUGCAAUUUCACUCUCGAAUACGCUCGUAUGCAAUACAUUUUGUCGCAUUUUCCUGGUUUCAGUUCCGGGUGGGGGGUACAACACAACACGGAGAAUAAUUAAGAAGCGUUGCUGUAACGCGUGUUAGCCGGGAAGAACACUUUACUUUUGUGUUUUGGAGAUAUUGUAAAUAAAAACUUUUCCACAAAGGCUUCUUUCAUACAUUUUAUUGGUUGAUGAAAUGCACCAAAUGCUUGAUUACAUGAUUGCUGCUAAUAGACAAGCAUAGAGUAGUAGUAAUACCAAUGGGAUUACAUAAUGAAUGAUAAAAUACACGGCAAAGGACGUCGUCAGAGGUGCUGAUUAAAUGUCAGGAGCAAAACUUUCCUACCUCGGAACAAACAGUGGCAUGGGUUGUAAUGAAAUAGAUCGGAUUUAGCGAUCCGCGUUUUUUUGAUAAACUGCAGGAAUGCUAAAUCAACACCGCCGACACCUUCGAGUCGGUCGGGCAAAGGCACCGAGUUUAGACACGGUUCAGAAUAAAAUGUAGGAAAUGAUCAAAGAUGGCAUGUAUUCAACACAUACAAACACGGAAAUGCAUAGUCGAGAAAAAAAAUAAAACACAAAUCACUCUUUACAAACUGAUUGCAUAAUUCCAAGCUGCGUCCUAAUACAGCUCACGUGGCUUCUCGGCUUAUUUUAAUCAUAUAAACUAUCAUAAAACACAGCCGGCAUCACCUUGUUCACACACUGCAACAUACUGUACACACACACACACCAUAUAUGGUAAAGCCAGCGGACUAUAUCAGCAUAUAAACGCUCGCCUCGCUACUAUUUACACAACAGUUUUGGCAGGAUUGUUACUCGAGAAUCAACACGACAACAAAAGGCUUUUAAAGCAGGCAAUCAUCUUCGCAUACUACAAAACAUCGGCCGCCACUCCAACCAAUGCUUCCCUUUUUUUUUUUUUCUUUAAUGCUACUGCAGCUAAAGUAUAAAAAAAUACACUUUCAAUACAUAUUUUAUACACACACUAGCUCAUUUCUGUGCAUAAAAGCAGUACAAAGUGUUUCAAUAACACGUACACAUGAAUAUCAGUCAUAUUCAUAUACAAAAUAUUAAUGCCAAGGGUUCAUUCGGCUCCGCUGUGAGCCACACGAUGAUGCAAUGAUGGUGUUUGCGGACUGGGAAUUUUUCAUUUGUGAAAAAAAAAAAAAAAAGGACGGACAGACGGCGUCGUGGGCUGCAGAGAGACGGUACAAAGGAGGAAAUGGAGGAGGUAGAUAUGGCGUCUCUACAACCAGCCUAUGUGCAGAUUCAACGUGCUUGAAAUGUCUCUAAAAAAAAAAAAAAGAUGCUUCGUAGCAUCCCGACGUUUACGAAGCGGACCUCUGUAGAAAGAGCAUGAUUAAUUAUUCACGAUUAAUCACACGCUAUAUAGACUUCAUUCUGCGCGCUCAAACAAUACGACGAUCCAAGCUGCUCUUUGGUGUUAGCCAUGAUUUGUCUUUGAAGGGUUUCAAGUACCGUGAUGUCCGCAGAGUAACGGCGGGCCACCUCGGGGACGCCGGCGUGUCUUUGCAUCGUCUUGUCGGGUCGAACCUACAGUAUGUAUGGCUUUGGAUCGCACUGGUUUGGCUCUGUGACGUCCCCCACAAAAUAAAUAAACACUGUUAGUCCCCACAUCACACCACGGCAUCCACACGGCACACGGGCGGCUUUCGGGGAGGGGGCGUUCCUAUUUUCACGUAUAAUAGUGUUUAUAAUGACAUCUAUUGUCCAAAUAAAUCUAAUUCUGCUCGUUAUGAAGGCACAUACAAAAAAAAAAUCCUGAAAUUCCCCAAAUCCUUGCUUCCUAAGCCUGGACCGCUGCCUGGCCGUUGCUGUGGUGCUUGUCGUAGCCGUUGGCGUCCGUGUGGUUGAGCGCUUGCAUCUCCUGGCCGGCGGCCCUCUUGUCUCGGGCCUUCUUCUCCCUCACCAAGGACCUGCGGUGGUAGAAGAGGUAACCAGGCAACAGGAAGCCGGCCAGGGAGAGCACCAGCAGGCCCACGUUGAUCUGAUGAUGAAAUAGAAACAGGAAGUUAAAAAGGAGUAUUGGCGUAUGACAUCACGCAAGUGGUUCCCGCGGCUAAAACCGCCAUGAUAGCUCAUCAAUCAUCGGGUCCUCACCCAGUGAGGGUUUCCUUGAAGCGGGCCGACCAUGGCGAUGAAGAGGGGCUGCUGGAGAAGAGCCACCACGGCGCUGAUCAUGGACUGGAGGCCGGUAAGCGUUCCAAAGUGGUUGGACGGGUAUCUGAGUCGGGAGGGGGAUCGGAUGCUUACCAUGAUAUUUAUCACGAGACAUGUGUUCCAGGAUCCGGGAGAGAAAACUCACACAGCAGCAUAGAGACCUCCGCAGCAGGAGUGGAUGAAGCCUCGGACCAUGGUGUGGAGAAUGAAGGUCAGGAUCUAGAAGGAAAAAAAAAAAGCCAAACAUUCACGGCUUAGCUCCUCGCAGACAUGAAGCGUGUCAGUUAGACGCGUUCUCCACCUGAAGCGGAAGGCAGUCGAUGAGGGAGCAGCAUCCGAAAGCGAUGAGGAGCAGGUUGGUGAGGAUGAAGGCCCUCAUGGCGUUGGUCACUUUCUGGAUCUUACGGUCUCGCUUGGGUCCGCUUGAUUGGCUGAUGGUGUGGGGAUUAAUUCAUUAUGAAAUCCGACUUUAGCUCCAGACAUGCUAGGUAAGGAUCCCCUACCUUUUUUCCGUUCCUGCCGAGAAGGGCUUCUCCUCCUCGCACUCCUUCAUCUUCCAGUCCAUGAUGUAACCGAUCAAAGGACACGUGACCAAGCACAGCAGCUGCAGCGUGCCGAAUAUGGACGAGUAGAAGCUCACUGAAAGAAAGCACGAUCACGUCACCGAGGGAACGAAGACGAAGUUCAGACGCAGGACGCCGUCGCUGCUCACCUUUCUCUGCGCUCUCAGCGACCAACUGGUCAGAAGCUGAAAUGUGGAGGAACAAAAAGAACGUCAAUCAUUAAAGAGACAGUAUAGCCCUCCAUAUGGAGACUUGAGACGGGACGGGAGACUUGACACUGACGGUGCUCUUGGCCGUGCGUCACCAUGAACUCCAGCAUCUUGUUCAUGGCGCCCAUGAAGAAGAUGAUCCUCAGCUGGGACAUCCCCAUGGUCACCAGACUCCACAGGAAGAUGGGCGAGAAGACGGAGCGCCGGAACGGGACGGCGUCUGAUGGAGGACCACACAAGAGAGUUGUUCGAAUCCUGAUGGUCAUACAUGUUUUAUAACUCGAAGACAACAUCACAAGAUGUUCCUUCAACGUGUGGCCUGGGGGUCAUUUGUGGCUCAUGGCUGUUUUUGAUUGGCCUGUGUUCUUUUCCCGAUCCUAUACAACCCAUCUUGUAUGUGUUCCUUCCAGCACAGGAGAUCCAGUCGGUCAUGUGACCCGUAUACCGUAUCUCUAGAUUGUCUACGAGUCUCUAAUUAGUGACCUACUGCUCGCAACAUCGCCUCCAUUGGGAAGUUUCUCUGUGGAGUGUUGGAGGUCUCCAUUUUGUUCCCUCAGCCUCUCUCCAGCGCUCUUCUGGUCCGACGACGGCAGCUCUUGCAGCGUGAGGAUCUUACUGUAAGCCACGGGAAACACGCAUGAGACCACGAAGCUCCCGUGC
Doryrhamphus excisus (bluestripe pipefish) is the source of this 5348-nucleotide messenger RNA. RefSeq names its product mediator complex subunit 19a (gene med19a). Gene Ontology annotation, biological process: positive regulation of transcription by RNA polymerase II. NCBI's taxonomy places the organism in Eukaryota, Metazoa, Chordata, Actinopteri, Syngnathiformes, Syngnathidae. Gene Ontology annotation, molecular function: transcription factor binding; transcription coregulator activity. The record is from RefSeq and is a predicted model, not a curated record. Gene Ontology annotation, cellular component: mediator complex.